CAGCUACAGACAACAUCCCGCAGGCGACCACCCAUUCCAUCCCCGAGAGGCUGCUAACCCACUUCUGUCGCCCCAAUUGCCGUCGCCGCCAUGGACUACUCGGCCCAUGACCCAGAUCAUCCUGCCGGAGGAGAUCCGUGGGCAUCGUCCCCGCAGCACAACAGGACUUCCUUUGCGCAACCUCCCACCAGCGACAUCCCGUCUUCUCCGCUGCCUCCGCAAGCCUCCCCGUAUGGACAAGGCUCUGAACACUAUGGAUACAUGGGCGACCACGACACCCAGCAGCGUCCGAGCACAGCAUCCGAGAACGGCGAGACCGCUCACCAACCGCAGAGUCCUAGUCCCCAGCGAGGCGAGCAAGCACCUCCGAAGCCCCCUCAACAGCAAGCUUCGGCGCAAGGGCAUCAAGGGCAUUCGGGACAUCACCAGCCUCAGCGCUACCAUGGCACGCGUCCACAGCGGCAACCACCCCACUACAAGCUCCAGGCCAAAGUGACAGGCCUCGAGCGCACGGGCAAGAAGGACCCAAUCCUGAAGUUCGAUGUCUAUACCAACCUUCCCAAGUUCCGCACCACCCAGUUCCGCGAUGUUCGACGCCUACACUCAGAGUUUGUAAAGCUCGGCGAGCACCUCAUAUCCGCUUGCCCCGAGGCUAUGGUGCCAGCAGUACCUCCUCCGACUACCUCCGCCGGUGUUGGAACCGACGAAGACGAGGCGCGCAUCAAGGCGUCAAUACAGCGGUGGCUUAAUGUGGUUUGCAGCAACGAUAUCCUCAUACGCGACGAGGAGAUGGUCUUCUUCGUGGAGAGCGACUUCGGGUACAGCCCGGUUGUGAGGCGGAAACAACCAGCAACAGGUGUUCGGCGCAAAGUGAUCAAGCAGUUUGCGCCUCCGCCGGACGACACGCCUGAGCUCGCGGCAGCUCGGCCCAUCGUGAAGGCUUUCUACCUCGGCACAAUGGAAACAGAACAGCGGCUUGAGAGGGUUGUGAAGCACAGAAGAAAUCUUGGUGUGGCUGAGUCCGAUCUCGGCCAGAAAAUCGCUGCAAUGCACGCGCAAGAGACACAUCCAGGCCUCGCUCUGGCAUUCAAAAAGCUGGGGAAAGUUAUUCAGGCGACAGGCGAUUACCAUGCCGCGCAAGGCACAGCCGAAGCGACAACCUUCGGUGACCCCCUCCAAUACCACAGUAGCGAUGCUUUUAUUGUCAAAGAGACCCUUACGAAUCGGCACAUCCUCCUCCGUGAAUUACUACAAGCGCAGGCUGCAACUCGGUCCAAGCUAUCAGCAGCCGACCGGUUGAAGGCGAGCUCGAGCGUUAAGAGAGACAAGGUCGACGAGGCCAUUGCUGCACUUGACGAAGCCCGCAGCCACGAGACCUAUCUUCUGCAAAAGUCUCAACGCGUAACGGCGAACCUUCUGCAGGAGCAGAGAAAGUGGUUUACCCGGACUGCCGCAGAGAUGAGGUACGCGGUCCGGGAGUAUGUUGUUCGCCAAAUCGAGGCAGAGCGCCGAACUCUCGCCACGCUCGAAUCAGUCCGGCCCGAUAUCCGAGCCAUCGACGGAACUGGUGGUCUUUCACGAUUAGGUCGCGAAGCCCAUCCAUCGCAGCGCCGCGCCUCUCUUGCCAGCUCUCAGGGACCCAGAGGUGAUGCCUGGUCGGGUGUGCCAAGGCGACCCGGCGAUGGACUCAAUCGGAGCCUAAGUGGCAGCUUACCUACGGUUCCGGGAGUGCAAGAGGAAGACGAGGAGGAGGAAGAGGGAAACACUGGAAGGAAACGUGCGACAAGCAAGACUGGAGUGGAUGAUGACGAAGACCGUAUUGAUGCGAAGAACGCCGCGAGCAGACUCGCCACGACGACUUUCUAAUGGCCUCACGUAAAGGGGUUUUGAACCUCUUUGUAUAGUCUGUACAGGAAGCAUGCUCGACCAUCUACUUAGCCUGGGUAUUGAUGAGCGGUCAGUGUUAGGGGAGCCGUGGAAUUAUCCUUAUAGAGACAACUUGAGAGAAAUGCAAGAGAUGGAGCGGUCGAUUAGUCGGACAUGACUGGCAAGCUAUCGCUGAUAGCACAAUUCAUGAUACUUUCUUGUUAACCUUCCUCAUGGGUACGACAC
Molecule: messenger RNA, 2112 nt
Organism: Trematosphaeria pertusa
Lineage: Eukaryota; Fungi; Ascomycota; Dothideomycetes; Pleosporales; Trematosphaeriaceae
Product: vacuolar protein sorting-associated protein-like protein vps17
Exons: 3
Coding region: 91-1866 (591 amino acids)
Biological process (GO): retrograde transport, endosome to Golgi; intracellular protein transport
Cellular component (GO): endosome; retromer, tubulation complex; retromer complex
Molecular function (GO): phosphatidylinositol-3-phosphate binding
Source: RefSeq, a predicted model, not a curated record